Molecule: messenger RNA, 387 nt
Organism: Asparagus officinalis (garden asparagus)
Lineage: Eukaryota; Viridiplantae; Streptophyta; Magnoliopsida; Asparagales; Asparagaceae
Exons: 1
Coding region: 1-387 (128 amino acids)
Source: RefSeq, a predicted model, not a curated record
AUGAUUCCAAUCAAGGGACGUAAGCUAUACCAUUCCAAGCUUCCUAUAGAGGAAAGUUCAGACAAGACAAUAGCAGGAGAAGUCUGCACAACCUCUAUGGAGCUUGAAUCCAAGGAUUGGCGAUUCCCGUAUAUCGAUUAUGUCUUAUAUGGGAUUUUUCCUGAUAAUUCUAAGGAAGAGGCCGCUAUCAAACGAAAGGCCCUCCGAUUUUAUUACAACACGGUUUCCCAAACAUUAUAUCAUAAAUCACAUGAUGGAGUUUUGCUUCAAUGCCUUUCUCAAAAGGAAGCAAAGGAGGCUCUCAAGGAGGCUCACGAUGGAAUGUGCGAAGCCCAUCAACCUGAGGCUAAGUUGGGAGAUCACCUCCGACGAAUUGGCUAUUAUUAG